Molecule: messenger RNA, 1179 nt
Organism: Thunnus maccoyii (southern bluefin tuna)
Lineage: Eukaryota; Metazoa; Chordata; Actinopteri; Scombriformes; Scombridae
Gene: cfap119
Product: coiled-coil domain containing 189
Exons: 9
Coding region: 272-1084 (270 amino acids)
Source: RefSeq, a predicted model, not a curated record
GUAAAAAUAUAUAUAUAAAGGAAGAGUUAGUUAUCAAUGAUGUCCGGUGUUUUUGUUAUUAUCGUCAUUAUUUUAUUAGGUUUCUGUAUGAUUGUGUACGUGUCGGUAAACCGGAAAAAGAAAAAAAGGGAUUGUUGCUAAGAUACCGCGAGGGAGCCAAACAGGAAGUGAUCCAGCUAAACUGAAGCCUGUUUUAGCUCACUGUUUCAUUUCGCAUCCAGAAACUUCUACUUGGCAAACAAACCAGUGGAUAAAUUUGUUUGUUCAAUUAAUGAUACAACUACAAAUCAAAUCAGAAAUGGAUACGAAGAUAAAGGUACCACAGGCCCUGAAAGCUAAAGUCAUGCUGUGGACAGAUGUAAGCUACCAUGACAUGGAGAAGAUCGAUAAAAUGCAGUCCAUUCCUGACCUGGAGAGCGCUCUAUGUGGUGUGUUUCGAGUUGACCUUCCCGAACCAAGAAGAGCAGUUCAGCUGGAGUUGUAUGUCCAGACUGUGCUUUUUUGCAAGGAGUGCAGCUUCAAAAAGGAACAAACUUCUGCUCUCCUGUCCAUCAUCAAGUCCAUUCAUGAGGCUAACAUAGAAACGCCGCUCAACAACAUAGAACAGUGUUUUGAAUACUGCAAGGAGCUUCUGCUCUGUCACUCAGUCAGGCGACCUCCGUUCAGUAUCAAUCUCUUCAGCUCUGAAGAGGUGAACUGCAUUUUUAAGUACAUCCAGAACAGCUACAUAAGACACUACAAACUCUACAAAUAUAUUUUCACUCCACAGGUCAAACUUGAUCUGUCUUUGACUUACUCUGGGAUUCCAGACCAGGAUGACCAGACUAUGAAGUCUGAUCCAGGAAAAGAAGCAGAAGCAGUACUGAAGACAGACAGGUGUCCAGAAACACAUGAAACAUCCAUCACAGAGCCAGAGGGAGCCACACUCGGUUCCAAGUCAGAACUGAAGGCGCUGAUAGAACAAGAAGUCAGAGAGCAGAUGACGCUUGUGUCCGGACAACUCGAUCAGCGGGUGAAAGAAAUUGCAGAUCAACACAACUGCGUGCUAGAUUCUCUACAGCCCAACCACAAGGCCAAAAAAUAAUGAUAAGAGUUCCUUUUAGCUUUUCUCAUUCAGACAUACAUGCUUAUUUCCAAAAAGCACUCAAACAAAAUACAAUGAUUCAAACUUAAAUAUUA